Molecule: messenger RNA, 3994 nt
Organism: Paramecium sonneborni
Lineage: Eukaryota; Ciliophora; Oligohymenophorea; Peniculida; Parameciidae
Source: the annotation of a GenBank genome assembly
AUGAAUACAUAAAAACUUCCUCAUUUAUAAUCUCCAAAGAGACCUUAAACGAAAGCAAAAAAGAAAUCAAUUGCAAUGAAUUUAACAAUAAAAGAUUCCUUAUAAGAAAUAUCAACAUUUCGAACAACAAUUUAGAGCAGAUCUAACAUAUAAUUAUCUCAAACUGAUAGACUCAAAACUUACUCUGAUGUUUCCUAUCUAAAUUUUCGAAAUGCUCCUUACAAAUAGUCUUCUAUCUCAUCUCCAAAAAUACCCUUAAGCAGUAUUGCUAGGGAUCCAUAAUUAUACGAAUUCGUAAAAUUUAUCGGUUAUAUACUUAGCAUAGUUAAGCAAAUAAAACUAACAUAUAUACGUCAAUAAUUAAAGAAAAUGUUAAAGGAACAUUUAUUGACAGUCCAUCAGAAUUAAAAAUGCAUGAGAAAACAAUUGACUUUUCUCCUUUACUCUAAAAUAUUAAGAUACAUUAAUUUAAAUACUACCUUUAAUCAAUUUUAUAACAGGAGUGUAAAACUAUCUUUGAUACAAAAUGUCCUCCAAAUAGACAAUAAGCUGUUGAUCUAUUAUUAUGGUUUGAUAAAAUGAUUUAAACUUUGAACACUGACAAUUUGAGAUUGAUAACUGAUUUAACUAAUUAAUUGUAAUUAGUAUAUUAAACUUGCAUGCAUGAAUUGGCUAGAUAAAUAUCAUAUGAAUGUAAAGAAAGAGGAACUUUAUUAUUAAUUAUUUGGAAUUCAUUUGUAUCUUUUAUAGAAAUGCUUAUUUCAAAUGUUGCAAUGAAUUUUGAAGAAAUGGAAAAUUAAUCAAUUGAAACUGUAUCUAGAAUUUAAAGAACUCAAUAAACAUUUGUUUAACAAUUACAAUAAGAAGUUUAUUAAUUAAAAUAAAAAAUAGAUUAAUUAGAAUUAGAAAAGUUAGAGUUAAACGAUAAAAAUAUAUAUUUAGCAAAAAAAAAUCUUCAAUUAACAAACGAAAUUAAAUUAUUAGGCUCUUAAUUAGAUGAGAUGACUGAUAAUCAUAAUAAAGUAUAUAAUGAAUUAAUUCAAACAAAAUUAUAAAUAGAAAAUCAUUCUUCUUAAUAAAAUCAAACUACAUAAAAAAUAAAAAUAGGAAUUCAAGAAGGUCAAUCAGUUGUAGCACAUUUAUUAUCAAUGAAAAAUACAAUGUUUUCUAAAUUAAAAAAGCAAACUUCUAUAUAAAUUGAAAAAGUUGAAUAAUUAAGAGAAGAUGAAGAAUAUUUUAAGUAAGGAUUAUCAAAAACGGAUAUCGAAUAAUUGAAUUCCACAUUUUAAUACUAAAAUAUGUUAAAAUUACAAUCAAAAGCAUUACUUCCGAUUAAUACUGAAGAUAGUAUGAUAUUUUUAUUAUCUUAGAGGAUGUUUAAACAGAUUAAUCUUUUUCAUUUUUAUUUGAUCAUAUUGAGGAAUUAUUUAAUCAAAGAUAAACUGAUUUAUAUACAAAUAUGUAAUAUUUCUUAUGAAAUUUUAGUUAGAUUUCGAAAAAUGUAGUUAUUUAAAAUUAUAAAGAUUAAUUAAUCAAAUUGUUAUAAUUCUGUAAUAAUAAUUACUCAGAAUCAAAUGUAGAGAUAAAAAAGAAAUUUAUUGAGUAAAUGUUAGAAUUACAAGAAUAAAAGGUUAAUGCAAAAUAUUAUGAGUAAACUUUGUAAGAAGCAACUUAAGAAUUUAUUGAGUUACUAAAAAGAAAAAAAUAAAAAAUAAAAAAACUUAAGAAAAGCCAAACUUAUUUAUAAAAUCGCUUUAAUUCAAGUAAAUUAAUAUGUAUAUAUUUAAAGUGUAAAGUGAAAGUAGUCUUCCUAAAUAAGAUUUUCCACAAGUUUUAGUGAGUUCACCUGGAGUAAAGACCCCUUCAUUUAGAAAUUCUUUAGUAUUAAAUUAAUAGGAUGCUUUAUAAGAAGAUAUAAUUGAAAGUGAUGAAAAAAGCGAAGAAGAUUCAAUUAAAUAAAAUAUUCAAAAAUAAAGUAAUAAAAGAAAAUGUGAUCCUAAUAUUGAUUAAGAUAAUUCAAAUAACAUAAGUCAAAAUAUAAUUGAUUUAUAGAUUGAAGACAAUAAGAAUAUUUAAGUUUAAGAAGAUAAUUAAAUUAAUCAAGAUAUAUAGGAUGUGAUAAAUGAUAAUUAGAAUAGUGAAAAUAUAAUUUAGAACUUUGAGACUGAAAAUUUAGAAAAAAAUAAACCAGAAGAAUUAAAUAUGAAGAAUUCUCAAAAUAAUAACAUCUUAAAUACAAGUGUAAGCAGAAAAAAUAGUCGAAGCAGUUAAAGUAAGCAAAGCAUAGAAGAAUUGGAAUCAUAAAAUUAAAUAUAAAAAAAUUUAUAGCCUAAAAAAAGCUUACCUAAUAGAAAAUCUUUAUAAAUAAAGAGUUUAUCAGCAAUCAAAGACUUGGAUGAAGAACCAAAAUAAUAAUAAUUAAAAAGAAAACAUUCUAAAGUUGUAAAAUAAGUGUAAUUAAGGUCUAAUCAUACUAUAAAUACUCUUGAUUAAUCUAGUGAAGUUAAUGAUAGUGAAAAUUUAUCAUUAGUUUCUAGUGAUGAUUUAUCUGAAAAAACAAAAGAAGAGGAUAUAAAAAAAAUUGAAAAGAUAAGAAAUUUAGUAUAAUAAUAUGGUACUGCCAAUAUCUAAAAAAGGAGAUUUACAAAACCAGUGGCAAUCAAAUUAUCAUUGUUAUCUGAUUUAAAAAAAGAAAGAAGAGUCAAAAGAGUUUAUAGUCAAAAUACAGAUGCAGCUAAUUCAUUAUUACAUGAAGUUAUGAAUAUCAAACUCAAAAAAUAAAAAGAUUCAAUAAUACCAAUUUCAUCAAUUAUUAAAAUUUUUAAUACUAUCAUAUCUGAUACAGCUAAAAAUUAAGAAGGAUAUAAAAUUCCAUUGCAUGUUAGUAUUUAUGAUUUCUUCUUGAAAAAAUAUGGAUUUAAAAAUGUUGCUGAAAAGAAAAUUAAAUAAGUAAUUUUUAGCAUAAAUCUUUAGUUACUCUAAUUUCUUUUUAAUAAGAAAAACUAAUAUCCUAAAUUGCGUUUGAUUUCAAGGUUGUGUUAUAUGGAUGAUGAAAUGGAUGAAGCUGUUUAUAAAUUAAUUGUAGAAUCAAUAAAAUAUUUUCAUAAUAAGUAAGUAUCUUAAUUAUUUAGAGAAAUACAAUUAAAUAAACCUGAAAUAAAUCUAACAUAUGAAUAACUUACUGAAUAUUGCAAUGAUUUUCUAUAAUAGUUACUUGGUUAAACCUAUAUAUCUUAACUUUUACAAUAAUUAAAGUAAAAUAAUAAUAAAUGUAAAUUGUUUAUAAUUCAUUAGAUAUUAUAUUCGAAAAUGUUAUGAUCUAAGUUAUGAAUCUAUAUUUUUAGAAAAAAAGACAAUGUGAAGAUAGUUUAAAAUUAAUAUUUCAAGCUGCUGAUUUAGAUGGAAAUAACCUUAUUGAAUUCUCAGAAGUAUAAUUAUUAUAUCAAUUUAGUUUAAAAAUUUAUACAAAGCUAUCCAUCAUAACAUUUAUGACAAAAAUUUAGUAUUGGAAUAAUUUAUUAGUUAUGCUGACUACAUAGAAGAAUUAUCGAAAAAUAAAAUGAUAACUCUACCUAGAUUUGCAGAAAUGGCUAUUGAACUUAAUUUAUUUUCUAAAGAAUAAAUUAAUUAGUAUAGUAAAGGAUUUGAAACUUUAUUACAAGAAUGGGAAGAACAAAAAAAUUUUAUUAAAUUUAGAUAUUUAAAGGCUGAAAAGUUUCCAAAAGUUAAAUUUACUUUUAACCUAUUAACAGAAUAAAUUAAUUUACUUAAAAAUAAAUAAAAAACAACACAUGAUCCUUAAAGUAAUUUUAAAUUUAUCUUAGCACUUUGGGUGAGUUACAAAUUAUUACAAGAGAAAUCAUAGAGAGUAGUUUUAAAGUAUUAUUUUUUAUAUUUUAGCCAUGAGGCCAGAGAAUGCUUUUUUGAUUUAGUACCUCAUGAAUUAUGGAUUAUAUAACAAGGAUACAGAGCUAUAGAAGAACUAUGUAUAUGA